Wasmannia auropunctata (little fire ant) is the source of this 12842-nucleotide messenger RNA. RefSeq names its product dynein heavy chain 3, axonemal (gene Dnah3). Gene Ontology annotation, cellular component: dynein complex. The transcript has 13 exons. Gene Ontology annotation, molecular function: ATP binding; dynein light intermediate chain binding; minus-end-directed microtubule motor activity. NCBI's taxonomy places the organism in Eukaryota, Metazoa, Arthropoda, Insecta, Hymenoptera, Formicidae. The coding region runs from base 336 to 12518 and encodes 4060 amino acids. The record is from RefSeq and is a predicted model, not a curated record. Gene Ontology annotation, biological process: microtubule-based movement.
UCCAAUCGUUUCUCCAAUAAUCUCCACGCCGUCGUCAUAGUUACGUGAUAUAGAUGUGUGUAACAUGUUGAUUCGAUCUAACGCAGACUUUACCCUUAUCGAGAUACUUGUUACUUGACAGUUUAAAUCUAUUAACUGCAUAUCAACGUAGAUAAAAUUAGCAAACCCUAUUAGCUCUACUAGAAAAACUUAUUCAUACGUUUUCUAAGAGUAGUAAUAUUGAACAAUGACGUAGAAUGCAGGAUCUUUUAGCUUCGGGUUGCUAAUGAUUAUUUGCGUUUAGAGAAAGUGCCUUUUGUACCCUCAAUAUGUUAACUUGAGUGAGUCAGGCUGAAAUGGCUGAGGAAAAGGAGACGUGUGAGGCUUCGAGCAAGAUAAAUGUAACAGCGGAGCACAAGGACUAUCCGUCGUCGAAAACGUCAAAGGCACCGGAAUUUGCGGAGAAGCAGAAUUUGAUAGAGGAGUCUUCGUGGACGAAAACUGUCCCGUAUAAGUACUGGCAUAGCUAUGUGAAGCCUACCGACAGAAUAGGCAGCAUCUUCACACCCGACACGCAUACGUAUCGAACCGAGACCUUGGCGAGACGCCGUGUCAGGCCUGCACGAUGGCAUCCUUUCGACGGCGUGCUCGUGAGUCCGCCUUGCACUUUCAUCGAACGACAUGACGAGGAAGUUAAACAAAGAGCCGCAGCCGCGGCCGAGAGGAUACGCGAACCUUUGCCGGAAAAUAUAGUGAGUCUGAGGGAUCUAGCGGACGACACGUGGUUGCGGAAGAAAAGCCAGAAGGCGAAAUUGAAAAAGGAGUUGUCUAUACGCAAGGGAAGGAUAACAAGGCGAAAGUUGGAUCGGAAGAGGGUACGUUACGUCGAGGCAGAAAUUCCGAAAUCUGUGGAAGAACAAUUAACCGAGCUAAUGGCGAUAGUUGAUAAGGAACAGAGAGUAAAACCUGAAGAUGUUGCUAAAGUAAUUUAUCUUAGAGAUUACUGCAUAAGCGAUCAUCACCUGCAGCCAUACGAUUACGUUAAUAUCGACGCCGCGAAGAAGCGUAUCAUUGGUGAAUUACAAGCACGUGAAGACUUUGACGUUGUAACGAAAGAUUUGGAGCCGGAAAUAAUCGAUGACUACAAGCGAAGUCUUCGUGGCGCGAUAGUAAAUUAUAUCCUGAUGGAUUCCGAUGAACGGAAACGUUUAUCUAUUGAAACGGUCCCUAUCGAAUUCCCCAUUUUAUGCGUUCGCGCGCCAGUGCCCUGGCAUCAGUCCAAAGUCACGGCAAGUCAAACGAUGCGACACAAUCUUUUUAUCGGGAAUGAGAUCUUGCGAGACAUCCGAGACCUAUGGUUUAUAAAAUAUCGCCAUGUGAGAAUAAUUCAUAUGCAAGAUUUCGGCACGCUUCCCGUUCCGGCCGCGGAAAUUGAACCGAGAGUUGAUGAUCUGUGUGCCGCUGCCACCGACGUUCUCAUUAAGGAAUGGCUGGCCGACGUGGCGGAAAUCUUUCUCGAGAAGAAGUACGAUUGGUCGCAGUAUUUCGAAACGCAUCCCGAGGCGUCCACCGCGAUGAUCGAGAAGUACUUUCGCAGCGUCAAUUCUCUAUUGUCGAAGCAAUUGCGGAUCAUGAUUAUGAGCACGCUGGAAGACGUGAGGGACUUCUUCAUGCGAUACAAUGCUGGCAACGCGUUCGAAGGAGAUUACGAGGAUCUCAUGUUUCUCGAAACUCCUUUCAUAACAGUAAAUGUGGAAGCGGAACUCCGUACGACGAGAUUGCACUGCAGACCGAGCAUCCUAAAGUUGCAUACUAUGAUCUCGCGAUGUUUCGACAAGAUUAUCAAGGUGGGCACUACGAUACCCAAGAUUGAAACCAUUUUGUUUCCGGAACUGAAGGACGCUGGUCACUUAUUUCCCAUUUCGCGAUUCGAAGAUACGGUAUUGAACAUCAUCAGCGAUGUCAUGGACGUGAUUUUGAAGCAUAUAACUGGUCCCGAUAAUUACCUCAAAUUCUAUCGGAAUUUACUGUAUAUUACAAGCGGAGUAGCCGAGGAAAAAUUAGACAGUUUCUUUAAACUCGAGCCGCAACCGUUGUUGCGAGAGUUCGAGCAUCAGAUAAAGGCAUACGACGCUCUGCGAAAAGAGAUUGCGAAAUCAUUUCGAUGUAAAAUCCCGUUGAACAUGAUCGAGAUCGAUUGCAGUACUGUGAACGAUACAAUGAGAGAAAUUCUACACGCGCUUCGAAGUAGAAUAUGCAAUUUCUUUGCGGACGAGUUACGAGCCAACAAUCGCGAUUUAUGCUCGAUUUUCGUUGAGAUUGCGGAGACCAUUUCGAAGAUGCCGGAAACGACGCAGCAGCUUGUCGAGCUGUACAACUACCUGUGCGAGAGCCGCGACACGACGAUGUUUAAUCUGAGGAGACGAUUAGCUCGCUCGGUCGAGCUGACGUUGUUUCUGUUCGAUCAUCAGCCGCUCUCGGACGAGGACAUCUACUUGAAUUCGCGCGCCAUCACCUGGCCGAAGGAGAUGGAGGUCGUGAUGGAAUUGGCGAGCAACAGAUUGAAUAUGAGAAAGGACUUCCUGGAGACGGUGCUUCGUACGAGACGCGACAACUUCGAGAAGAAGAUAAUUACGGUGCAACAGGCGAUCGAGCAAUUCAAGCGAAAGGACCCGCCGGUUCUCACGAUGGAGGAAAUGGAACAGGCUGCGGAGGAAAUCGAGCACAUUUCCGCAACCAUGGUGCAGAUCCGUAGGGAGGCCGAGGAGAUCAACGAGGAGGAGGGACUGCUGGACUUGGACCUGAGCCCGCACGUGGAGCUGCCGGCUAUGUCCAGCACGGUGGACACCUUCUACAAACUCUGGCACACUGCUUUGGAGUUCCAUCGAAAUUACGACAAGUGGUACUACGGCCCGUUCGUGGGCCUGGACGCCGAGCAGGUGCGCGAGGAGACCGAGGACACGUGGCGGAUUCUGUACAAGUUGUCGCGCAUACUGACGGAAGUGCCAGGCGCGAGGCGCGUCGCCGAUAUGGUGCGCGUCAAGGUUGAGAAGUUCCGGCAAUUCGUUCCAGUGUUGCAAACCAUCUGUACACCGGGUCUGCAAGCUCGACACUGGGAGGCGAUUAGUAAGAUCGUCGAAGUGCCGAUAGUAGUAACGGCCACGAGCAAUCUGUCGGAGAUGAUCGAAUACGGUCUACCCGCUUUCAUCGCCAAGCUGGAAGAGAUCGCCUCGGCGGCCUCGAAGGAGUACACUUUGCAGCGGAAUCUGCAGAAGAUGAAGGAGGAAUGGGAGGAGAUGUUCUUCGAUUUGAUUCCUUAUCGUGAGACCGGGGUGUACAUAUUAUCCGCCGUGGACGACAUACAGAUGCUGCUGGACGAUCACAUUCUCAAGGCGCAGACUAUGCGCGGCUCGCCCUUCGUGAAGGCAUUCGAGCGGGAUAUGCAGAAGUGGGAGGAGAAGCUGAUAAUGAUGCAGGACAUCAUCGAUCAGUGGCUGCUCUGCCAGGCCACUUGGAUGUAUCUGGAGCCGAUAUUCAGUAGCGAGGACAUCGUGCGCCAGAUGCCGACUGAAUCGAAAAACUUCCGUAGAAUCGACAAGAUUUGGCGGAAUAUUAUGUCGUACGUCUUCGCCAACAGGCGGGUGAUCGACGCCACGGCGAUGCCGAACAUGCUGCAGGAACUCAAGCUGUGCAACUCGCUCCUGGAGGAGAUUCAGAAGGGUCUGAAUGAGUAUCUGGAGAAGAAGCGUCUGUUCUUCCCGCGAUUCUUCUUCCUGUCGAACGACGAACUCCUGGAGAUCCUGUCCGAGACCAAGGAUCCGCAGCGAGUACAACCGCAUCUGCGGAAGUGUUUCGAAGGUAUCAGUAAGCUCCGUUUCACCAAGGACGAGGAGAUCAUUGGCAUGCUGUCGGCCGAGGAAGAGUAUGUGCCUCUGAGCGGCAAGAUUUAUCCGGCCGAGGCGAAGGGUAUGGUCGAGAGGUGGUUGUGCCAAGUGGAAGAUCUCAUGGUGAUAUCGCUACGCGACGUCGCCGAGCAGAGUAUAAUAGCGUACUUCGAUGCUAUGCGCGAGGAUUGGGUGCUCUCGUGGCCCGGUCAGAUCGUCAUUUGCAGCAGCCAGAUACACUGGACCAACGAGGUUUACGAGUCCUUCGAGGAACGGUCCACGGCGAUCUACUUACGCAAGUGCACCGAUAAAAUAGAGGACAUCGUGGCGCUUGUACGCGGCAAAUUGGAACCCGGCGCUCGGAUAACGUUGAACGCUCUGAUAGUAAUAGACGUGCACGCCCGGGACGUGGUGAAGCUGUUGGUCGACAAGAAGGUUGACAAUCCUUCAGAUUUCAACUGGAUAGCGCAGCUUCGCUACUACUGGCUGGACGACUGCAUCACCGUCUCCAUGAUCACGACCAACAUCAUGUACGCCUUCGAGUAUCUCGGCAAUACGCCCCGAUUGGUGAUAACGCCGCUGACAGAUCGAUGCUACAGAACCUUGAUGGGCGCGCUGAAGUUGAAUCUAGGUGGCUCGCCGGAGGGGCCGGCGGGCACCGGCAAGACAGAAACCGCCAAGGAUCUUGCGAAGGCCGUAGCCAAGCAGUGCGUGGUAUUCAACUGUUCCGAGGGACUCGAUUACAAAGCGAUGGGCAAGUUCUUCAAGGGUGUCGCGCAAGCGGGAGCCUGGGCGUGCUUCGACGAGUUCAACAGGAUCGAGGUGGAAGUGCUGUCCGUGAUCGCGCAGCAGAUACUGUCGAUACAGAUGGCCAUAAGCAUGAAGCUCGAAAAGUUCAUUUUCGAGGGCACCGAGUUGAAGUUGAAUCCUACCUGCAACGUCAUCAUAACUAUGAACCCGGGCUACGCCGGUCGGCAGGAACUGCCGGACAAUCUGAAAGUGCUGUUCCGAACGGUAGCGAUGAUGGUGCCGGACUACGCCAUGAUCGGCGAGAUCACCCUGUACUCGUACGGCUUCACGGACGCCAAGAAUCUCGCGGAGAAGAUAGUUCACACCUACAAACUGUGCUCCGAACAGUUGAGCUCUCAGAAGCACUACGAUUACGGGAUGCGCGCGGUCAAGACCGUGCUGAUCGCGGCCGGCAAUCUGAAGCUCAAAUUUCCGAAGCGCAACGAGCACAUCGUGGUCCUCCGCGCCAUCGUGGACGUUAAUCUGCCCAAGUUCCUGUCCGAGGACGUUUCUCUCUUCAACGGCAUCUACACGGAUCUUUUCCCGGAUGUGUACCUGCCUCCGCCGGAACGUGCCGAACUGGUGAAUCUGCUGAGGAAGAAUCUGGAGAAGCGGAACCUCCAGGCUACCGAUUGGUACAUGGAGAAGAUCGUGCAGGUCUACGAGAUGUUGCUCGUGCGACACGGCCUGAUGAUCGUCGGCACCGCUCUGGGCGGGAAGACUCAGGCCUAUCAGGCGCUGGCCGAUUCCCUGGGCGAUUUGUCGGGCAUGCGUAGAGCCACGAUGCGGGAAUACCGGACGAUUUAUCGAGUGAUCAAUCCCAAGUCCAUGCCGCUGGGUCUCCUGUACGGCAGCUUUGAUCCGGUCUCGCACGAGUGGAGCGACGGCGUGCUGGCCAAUACAUUUCGCGAGUUCGCGCAGUCUAUUUCGCUCGAACGCAAGUGGCUUGUGUUCGACGGGCCGGUGGAUGCAAUCUGGAUCGAGAGCAUGAACACCGUGCUGGACGACAACAAGAAGCUCUGCCUGAUGUCCGGUGAGAUUAUACAGAUGUCCGGGAAGAUGAAUUUGUUCUUCGAACCGGCCGACCUCGACCACGCCUCGCCGGCCACUGUCAGCAGAUGCGGCAUGAUUUAUAUGGAGCCCUCUCAGUUGGGCUGGCAGCCAAUCUUUGAAUCUUACAAGAAGCAUCUUCAGGAGAAAUUGUUGCUCGAGCAAUACGAGCUCAUUGUCGAGUUGGUCGAAUGGCUUACCGAGCCGAUAUUGCGAUUUAUUCGACACAAUUGCAAGACUUUUAUAGACACAUCGGAGAUACAUAUGUUCUUAUCUUUCACGAGAGUAUUCACCAUGAUGUUGGCAGAGGAGACGCAAGUGAGUACAGUGUGGCUUCAAUGCGUAUUAUUAUUCAGCCUAGUUUGGGGCAUUUGUUCAACAUUAACGAGCGACAGCAGAAGAACCUUCGAUGUGUACCUGCGAAAAUUAUUACUUGGUAACAUCGAGGAAUAUCCUAAGCCGAAGAUGUUUAAAUUGACGAAGCAACAAAUCUUUCCCGAAAAAGGUACUAUAUAUGAUUGGAUUUACGACAAGAGGAACAACGGAACCUGGAUAUCUUGGAUGGAUACUAUGCAUCAGGCGCCUUUACCAGCGACGGCGAAAGCCAGUGAGCUGAUCAUUCAGACGAUGGAGACGUCCAUUCAGCAUUUUUUCAUUAAGCAAUUUAUGCACCGAUCCAUACCGCUUUUGUUCGUGGGUCCAACAGGCACCGGCAAAUCCGCGAUCAUCCUAAACUACCUUGAAUCACUGCCGAGGGAUAAAUUCUUGGAGAAUGUUAUAAACUUCAGCGCGCGUACGAACGCGCCGCAGACGCAGGAGAUAGUCAUGUCAAAGUUGGACAGAAGGAGGAAAGGAGUUUACGGUCCUGCCAUGGGGAAGAAGUGUGUGCUGUUUGUGGACGAUCUCAGCAUGCCGCAAGUCGAAAUCUAUGGCGCUCAACCGCCGAUAGAAUUGCUUCGUCAGUGGAUAGAUCACGGCUACUGGUUCGACCCGAAGGACACCUCGAUGCUGUAUCUGGUGGAUAUUUUGCUGAUCACCGCUAUGGUACCUCCUGGAGGCGGCUCCAAUGUCGUGACGUCGCGAUUCACUCGUCACAUGCACGUGAUCGGCAUCGAUUCUUUCGAACAUGCCACCAUGACGAAGAUCUUCUCGUCGAUCCUCGACUGGCACUUCGCGAAGGGCUUUGUCACGGAGAUUUCGCGACUGAGCAAGAUGGUGGUGAGCGCUACCAUGAAUGUGUUUCUCGACGCCAUCAAGAAUUUCCUGCCCACGCCAUCGAAGAGUCACUACAAGUUCAACUUGCGUGACUUCAGCCGCGUUAUCGGCGGCGUGCUUCUGGUGCCGGCCGCUAGAAUGAAGGAUCCCGACAAGCUCAUGAGAUUGUGGAUUCACGAAGUAUACCGAGUUUUCCACGACCGACUGAUAGACGACACCGAUCGCGAGACGCUGUUCGGCAUGGUGCGAUUCACGUGCUACGAUCAGCUGCGUCAGCCGCUUGAGAAGGUGCUCACCAAUCUGCUGAAGCCGGGUGAGAAGGCGAUCAAGAGCUCCCACAUUCGCGAUCUGUUCUUCGGGAAUUACAUCGAGCCCGACGCCGAUCCGAAGGUGUACGACGAGGUGACGGAUCUGGAGGAUCUUCAGGAGAAAAUGGAUUACUAUUUGGCCGAGUACAACGCGGUUUCGCAGACGCCGAUGAAUCUGGUGCUGUUUCGUUACGCCAUCGAGCACGUUUCUCGCGUUUCCCGAGUAUUGUUACAGGAUAACGGUCACGCCCUACUCGUCGGAAUCGGCGGUUCCGGUCGUAACUCUUGUGCCAAACUGGCGACCAGCAUGUGCGAGUACCAGAUAUAUCAGAUCGAGAUUACCAGGACCUACGGACCGGUUGAGUGGCGUGAGGACCUGAAGAAAUUAUUGCUGCGCGUCGGCUGUGACGGCAAACCCACUGUUUUCAUUUUCGGCGACCAUCAGAUCGCGGACGAGUCCUUUAUCGAGGACAUCAACAUGAUCUUGAAUACCGCGGACGUGCCGAACUUGUACGCGUUGGACGAGAAGGCGGAGAUACUGGACAAGAUGAUGACCAUCGCGCGAGACGUGGGCGGCGGCAAAAAAGUGGAAAUAACGCCGAUGGUGCUCUACAAUCUCUUCAUCGAGAGGAUUAAAAAGAAUCUUCACAUAGUCCUGGCGAUGUCGCCAAUAGGCGACACCUUCCGCAAUCGUCUCAGGAUGUUCCCGUCGCUUAUCAACUGUUGCACCAUCGACUGGUUCACACUCUGGCCCGAAGACGCCCUUGAGAAAGUAGCCAGGAUGUCGUUGAGAGAUCUCGAUAUCGGCUCGGAACUGCGAGAGAAAUGCGUGCAGAUGUGCAAACAAUUCCACACGAGUGUCUCCGUGACGAGCGAAGAUUAUUAUUUGACUUACGGUAGACGAUAUUACGUCACACCCACGAGUUUCCUGCAGCUAAUCAAAUCACUGUACAGAUUGUAUGGACAGAAAAUCGAGCAGAUUAUCAUGCAGCAAAAUCGAUACGAAACCGGCCUGGAGAUGCUGGACUUCGCCGCCGGCCAAGUAGCGAUCAUGCAGAACGAGUUGCAUCAGUUACAGCCGAAGUUAUUGGCACAGUCGCAGUUGAGCGACAAGCUGAUGAUCCGAAUCGAACAGGACACUGUCAAUGUGGAGGCAAAGAAGGAGAUCGUGGCGGCUGACGAGGCCUUGGCGAACGAAGCAGCUGCGGCGGCUCAGGCAAUCAAGGAUGACUGCGAGAGCGAUUUGGCGGAGGCUACCCCGGCGCUGGAAGCCGCCCUGGGGGCACUGGACACCCUGAAGCCGGCAGACAUCACGAUCGUAAAAUCGAUGAAGAGUCCGCCGGCCGGCGUUAGACUGGUGAUGGAGGCGGUCUGCGUGUUGAAAGGUAUAAAGCCAGACGGUGACGACUACUGGCCCGCGUCCAUCAAGGUGCUAGGUGAAAUGAAAUUCCUGGAGAACUUGAAAAAUUUCGACAAGGACAACAUACCGCCCGCGUACAUGAAGCGUAUUCGCGAGAGGUUCAUAAACGACCGGAGCUUCCAACCGGAUGCGAUCAAGAAGGUGUCCACCGCGUGCGAGGGCCUCUGCAAGUGGGUGCGCGCCAUGGAGGUGUACGAUCGCGUGAUCAAGGUCGUGGCGCCGAAGAAGGCGAUGCUGGCGGAGGCGGAGGCCGAGUUGGCGGCGCAGAUGGAAAUGCUCAACGAGAAGCGGGCCCUGCUGCAGGAAGUGUCGCAGAAGCUGCAGUCCCUCAACGACGAGUUCGCCGAGUGUAUGCGCGAGAAGAAGAAGCUGGAGGACCAGAUCGACUAUUGCAGGCAGAAGUUGGAUAGGGCCGAGAAAUUGCUGGGCGGUCUGAGCGGCGAGAAGAUCAGAUGGAGCGAGACCGCCGGUAAACUGGGCGCCAGCCUGGGGAACGUGAUCGGAGACGUUUUGCUGUCGUCCGGAAUAGUGGCUUAUCUCGGGGCAUUCACGGUGGAAUACAGAAACAAGUUGAUCGAUGAGUGGCACGUUUCUUGCAUGCGAGCGGCCAUACCGUGCAGCACGAGGUUUAAUCUGCUCGAUACACUGGGCGAGCCGGUAGAAAUGAGGGCCUGGACCAUCCAAGGGCUGCCGGCCGACAAUUUCUCGAUGGAGAACGGUAUAAUUGUGAGGCACGCCGAUCGUUGGCCGCUCAUGAUCGAUCCGCAAAAUCAGGCGAACAAGUGGGUGAAAAACAUGGAGAAGCCGAACAAAUUAGCGGUGAUUAAACUCACGGAUCCCAAUUACGCGAGAGUGGUGGAGAUGAGCAUUCAACUGGGAACGCCGGUGCUGCUGGAGAACAUUCUGGAGGAGAUCGAUGCGAUCCUGGAGCCUGUGUUGCUGAAGAACGUAUACAAGCAGCGCGGAGUGUUAUACAUGAGGUUCGGUGAGAACGUGCUGGAGUACAAUCCGAAUUUUCGAUUCUACAUCACCACGCGUCUGCGAAAUCCGCAUUAUCUGCCUGAGAUCGCGGUAAAAGUGACUCUACUGAAUUUCAUGAUCACGCCGCAAGGUCUGCGGGAUCAGCUGUUGGGCAUAGUCGUGGCCAAGGAGCUGCCGACACUGGAAGAGAAGAAGAAUCAGCUGAUAGUGGAGGGCGCGAACAACAGGAGGAUCCUGAAGGAAAUCGAGGACAAGAUCUUGGAGGUUCUCACGACGUCCGAGGGUAACAUACUCGAGGAUGAGACCGCUAUCAGAAUACUCUCGACCUCGAAGAUGCUGUCAGAGGACAUUCAGGCGAAACAGGAGAUUGCAGUGAAGACCUCGGCGGAGAUAGACAAAGCUCGUGACGGUUACAAGCCCGUGUCGAAGCACGGCGCAGUUCUCUUCUUCUGUAUCUCUGAGUUGGCCAACAUCGACCCCAUGUAUCAGUACUCGCUACCGUGGUUUCUGCAUCUCUACGUCAUGGCGAUCGCCAGUAGCGAACAAUCAACAGACCUGGACACGCGAAUGAACAGUCUCAAUUCGUAUUUCACGGCGAGCAUCUACAGAAACGUGUGCCGUUCCCUUUUCGAAAAAGACAAGCUGAUAUUCUCUCUGGUCCUCUGCGUCGGUCUGCUACGCGCCGCUCAUAAACUGGAGGAGGAGCUCUGGGUGUUUUUAUUGACAGGUGGAGUAGCUCUCGACAAUCCUUAUCCCAAUCCUGAUCCCUCUUGGCUGACCGACAAAUCCUGGUCCGAGGUCGUGAGGGCUAGUCUCCUGCCGGGUCUUGGAAAAUUGAGAGAAUCCUUCCAGACCGACGUGUCGCAGUGGCAGGCGUAUUACGAUCUGCCGAAUCCGCAGGACUAUCCCUUCCCACCACCGUUCGAGCACGAGGGCGAGAGUCUGAAGAAGCUCGUGAUCCUGAGAUGCGUGAGGACCGACAAGCUGGCCGUCGCCGUCCAGGCGUACAUCAUCCACCAUAUGGGCACGUCUUUCGUGGAGCCGCCGCCGUUCGAUCUCCAGAGCUCGUACGACGACUCGAGCAACGUCACGCCUCUCAUCUUCGUGCUCUCGCCUGGAUCGGAUCCGAUGGCCGGGCUGAUCAAGUUCGCCGAGGACCGUGGAAUCUCGAAGAAGAAUCUCAUGACGAUAUCGCUGGGUCAGGGCCAGGGCCCGAUCGCGAUGGGCAUGAUCGAGCGCGGUAUCAAGAGCGGCGAGUGGGUCAUCCUGCAGAACUGCCACCUCGCCGUGUCGUGGAUGAAGGAGCUCGAUCGGAUAUGCGACGAGAUCAUCGUGCCCGAGAACACGCAUCGUGAUUUCCGUAUAUGGCUGACUAGCUAUCCGUCCAAAGGAUUUCCGGUGUCCAUACUGCAGAACGGCGUCAAGAUGACGAACGAACCGCCGAAGGGAUUGAAGAGCAAUUUGCUGCGGAGUUACCUGAACGAUCCCGUAUCGGAUCCCAUAUUUUACCGCGAGUGCACGAAGAUGGUGGAGUGGAGGAAAUUAUUGUUCUCUCUGUGUUUCUUCCACGCGGUGGUGCAAGAGAGACGGAAUUUCGGUCCGCUCGGCUGGAAUAUACCUUACGAGUUCAACGAGUCCGAUUUACGUAUCAGUAUUCUGCAAUUACAGCUAUUUUUAAAUGAUUACGAAGAAGUACCAUUCGACGCGCUCAUUUACCUAACAGGAGAGUGCAAUUACGGAGGCAGAGUGACCGACGAUAAAGACAGACGUCUGCUGAAUUCGCUGCUGAAGAAUUUUUAUAAUUUUGAAGUUAUUAUAAAAACAAAAUACUCGUUUUCCCCGAGUGGAAUUUAUCACAUACCGGAGGACACCGAUUAUGAAGGAUGCCUGAAGUACAUUCGCAGCUUACCGAUCAAUCAAAUGCCGGAAGUUUUUGGUUUGCAUGAGAACGCAGAUAUAGCGAAGGACAAUCGAGAAGCAAUGCAACUAUUGGCCGGUGCGCUUUUAACCCAGCCACAAAUCAGCGGAGUAGGUGUCGAGAAAGACACGGACGAAGUAGUUUUCGCUCUGGCCGGUGAGAUUCUGUCGAAGAUGCGGCCGCAAUUCGAUAUUGAAUACGUGUCGAACAAGUAUCCGGUGCUCUACAUGAACAGCAUGAACACGGUGUUGCGGCAGGAACUCGGUAAAUUCAACCUGCUCACGGAAGUCAUUAAGGAAACGUUGGACAACGUACGGAAGGCUAUUAGAGGACUGGUGCUGAUGUCACCGGAUUUGGAGAACGUCUAUUACAGCAUGAGCGUCGGCAAAGUGCCGCUCGCUUGGGACCGAAAAUCGUACCCCUCGCUGAAACCGCUCGGCAGUUACGUGAACGAUCUGCUGGCAAGAUUGCAGUUCCUGCAAGAUUGGAUCGAUCACGACGCGCCGAAAGUGUUUUGGAUAUCCGGUUUCUUCUUCACGCAGUCAUUUCUGACGGCGGUGCUGCAGAAUUACGCUCGCAUGCACAAGAUACCGAUCGACCGGCUGGACUUUCAAUUCGAUAUCACCCGAUUCGAGUCGAACGUCGACGCUGCGCCUUCCUAUGGAGUUUACACAAGCGGUCUCUUUUUGGAGGGAGCUCGAUGGAACCGAGAGACGAGAUUGCUGGACGAAUCUAAACCCAAGAUAAUGUUCGACGUGCUACCCGUUAUAUGGCUGAAACCCGGCGAAAAAGCUAAAUUCGUCAUAAAAGACGUUUACUAUUGUCCGGUGUACAGGACUAGUGCUAGACGCGGUGUAUUAGCUACCACUGGACAUUCUUCCAAUUUUAUAUUUUAUAUCCUGAUCCCGAUAGAUCUGGACGAGUCGCAUUGGAUUAAUCGAGGUGUAGCUGCCCUUUGUCAACUCGAUGAUUAAUAAAAAGCAAUAAAGUGUGAAUCAUCGAAGUGAUUUAUAUGUAAUGAUUCAUUCCACGAACAAACGAUAUAUUGAAAAAAAUCGACAAAGGACAUAUUUAAUGAAAUUAAUUACGUAGAAAUAUUUUAGUUAUUAAAGAAUCUUGCGGCAGACGGCCUUUUUACACGGUAAACGGCAGCCGCGUAUUUUUUCUAAGCUGUUAUGCAUAUAUAAGAUAUUCAAAACGUGUAAGUCAGGAAGAAAAAUUGCAGAAUCGGAAAAUCAAAACGUACAAAUAUUUUUACAAUAUUAUAAAUAUAUUUUGCUAACAACAAUCGCACACAU